GCACCCGCCUACCAUCUUAUUUUGGAAGGAAUCCUAAUACUCUGGAUAAUCAGACUUCUUUUCUCUAAAACUUAUAAAUUACAAGAACGAUCUGAUCUUACACUCAAGGAAAAGGAGGAGUUGAUUGAAGAAUGGCAGCCAGAACCUCUUGUUCCUCCUGUCUCAAAAGACCAUCCUGCUCUCAAUUACAACAUUAUUUCAGGCACAACAUUGUGGUGAACGGAAAAAAGUGCAUCAACUUUGCCUCCUUUAAUUUCCUUGGAUUGUUGGAUAACCCCAGGGUUAAGGCAGCAGCCUUAGCGUCUCUGAAGAAGUAUGGCGUGGGAACUUGCGGACCCAGAGGAUUUUAUGGCACAUUUGAUGUUCAUUUGGAUCUGGAAGAUCGCUUGGCCCAGUUUAUGAAGACAGAAGAAGCCAUCAUAUACUCGUACGGCUUUGCCACCAUAGCCAGUGCCAUUCCUGCCUACUCUAAGAGAGGGGACAUUGUCUUUGUAGAUAGAGCAGCUUGCUUUGCUAUUCAGAAAGGAUUACAGGCAUCACGCAGUGACAUUAAGAUAUUUAAUCAUAAUGACAUGGCUGACCUGGAGCGACUGCUAAAAGAACAAGAGAUCGAAGAUCAAAAGAAUCCUCGCAAGGCUCGUGUAACGCGGCGUUUCAUUGUAGUAGAAGGAUUGUAUAUGAACACCGGUACUAUUUGUCCUCUCCCAGAACUGGUGAAGUUAAAGUACAAGUACAAAGCAAGGAUCUUCCUGGAAGAAAGCCUGUCGUUUGGAGUUCUCGGGAAGCACGGCCGAGGCCUCACUGAGCACUAUGGGAUCAAUAUCGAUGACAUCGACCUCAUCAGUGCCAACAUGGAGAACUCACUGGCUUCCAUUGGUGGCUUCUGCUGCGGCAGGUCUUUCGUAAUUGACCAUCAGCGGCUCUCUGGCCAGGGGUACUGCUUCUCAGCCUCCUUGCCACCUCUUCUCGCUGCUGCUGCGAUUGAGGGCCUCAACAUCAUGGAAGAGAAUCCAGGUAUUUUUGCAGAGUUAAAGGAAAAGUGCAGACAAAUUCAUAAAGCCUUACAAGGCAUCUCUGGAUUAAAGGUGGUAGGAGAGUCCCUUUCUCCGGCAUUCCACCUGCAGCUGGAAGAGAGCACUGGGUCUCGGGAGAAAGAUGUGAACCUGCUUCAGAAGAUUGUAAAUCUAUGCAUGAGCAGAGGCAUUGCGCUGACGCAGGCACGCUAUCUGGACAAAGAAGAGAAGUGGCUCCCCCCUCCCAGCAUCAGGGUCGUGGUCACUGUGGAACAGACAGAGGAAGAACUGGAGAAAGCUGCGUCCACCAUCAAGGCUGUGGCCCAGGAGGUGCUGCUCUAGGCCGGCCCCAGGGCCUCUUGGCCUCCUGCACACGACACGCAGCUUCUCAGGCCCCCACUGGCCAGGCGUGGCCAGAGGAGGGCUGGGGGACCGUGACGAACCUGUUACCUGGCUGUGCAGAGCGGACCAAGUGCGUGGCCAGGAGAAGGAUGCUUACACUUUUUUAAAAGAAAACACAUUUAAAAGCCCGGGAACAGAUUUUUUAAAGAGGAAAACUAGUGACAGUAUAUAACUGGUGUUUAAAUUGUGCUAUUUAAUAGUGCUAUUUAAAUGUUUUAUUAUACUAGUAUUUUCUAUUCCUUUUUGUUGUCUUUUCAACCGGAGCUUCAGUUUCUCUGUUCUCCCUUCUCAUGGCCGCAUCCUGUACGCACUCCUUGACUCCGAAAUGUCCCGUAGGAACAGGACUUUGCAGCUCUGAGGGAACACCAGCAUAGAGGAAACCAAGUACGUGAUUGAAGCCUCAUUCAGCCCCACGUUUCCCGUCUUCGUCGGGGGAAAGCUAAAUGGUGGCUAAAGGAACGCUUGUGUAGCUGUUGUAAACUUUCCAUUAUAAUAUAUUUGGAUCCUAGAAUUUUUAUAUUUACUAAACAUUAAACACCACUUCUAACCAGAGCAUCCCUACCCAGAAAAUACCUGUUGUAGUUCCGAAAUGAGCAGUAAUUUAAAUCAGAUACUAUUUUAUUUUAAUGCAAUUGAAUUUUACAUUUAUUGUCUGUUGACUUCGAAUCUGUCUUCGGAAGAGGCGUACUGUGUUGAUCCUAAAAAUACAAAUUAUGUCCUUUGUAUUUAGACCAUCUCAAAGAUGUUCCUUUUUUGUAUGGUGGGCUUGCCUUGGGAGGUAUAACUGCAGGCUUUUUCUAAGCUGAGGGGAUAGUUUCUUUUUUCAGUUUAUCGAUCCACAUAUCUAAAAGCAAUGUGAAAGCACUGACAACAUUUUUAAGCCCUCCGUUACCUGUCUCAUGAGCAAGUCAAGCAAUGCCGUCGGGGUCUGUGGCGUGUGCCGCAGUCGCCCCUACAUCCUGCCCCCGUCCCUUUCACGGAGGGGAAGGGAACGAGAAAUAACGUCCUUUUUAUAAUAUAUGUUCAUAUUAACAAAUGGUCUUCACUGUCUUUUUAAAUAACACCUAUUUUUUUAAUGUUCAGUUUCUAUUUUGCUUGAGGUAUUUCGUACAUAUGUGCCUUGUGAUUGCUGCUGCUUUAAAGGAUUCGGUGUUCUUUGGGGGACGAAUCUGUUCUGUUUUGUUUUUUAAUGAAAUAAACCUCCAUCCCUGA
Molecule: messenger RNA, 2627 nt
Organism: Tupaia belangeri chinensis (Chinese tree shrew)
Lineage: Eukaryota; Metazoa; Chordata; Mammalia; Scandentia; Tupaiidae
Gene: SPTLC1
Product: serine palmitoyltransferase long chain base subunit 1
Biological process (GO): ceramide biosynthetic process; sphingosine biosynthetic process
Cellular component (GO): endoplasmic reticulum
Molecular function (GO): pyridoxal phosphate binding; serine C-palmitoyltransferase activity
Source: RefSeq, a predicted model, not a curated record